CAGAUAUCUUGAACGGAAGGCACAAUGCUGCGAACGGCGGUUAUUUUAAUAAUUUUAUUAAAUUUUAUAGUCGCGUACUGUUCCGUUCUGGUGCCUGUUAAAACUAUUGAUUCACCGUCGAUACCAGUUGGAGAAAAACACGUAGUGCCCGAGUCAAAGGGAAAUGGGAAAAAUGUAUUGCAAAAAACUUUCCUUUUUAACGGUAGUUACGUGUAUCUGGAGGAUGUGUUGUUUGUUUUGAAAAAUCAAAAUUGGACUGAGGAAGAACAGCCAUGCUUAAAGAGAACUGUGUCGUUAUUGAGAAAUUUGCAAAAUUUCACGCUAUGGGCGGCGUGGAAUUGGGACUCCAUAGCUUCUGAGCCUCAAGGUCUACUCUACGGAAGCCGUUUCCAUCUUGGCAACUACGAUGAAUGCAUGGACGCUCCAUGGUACAAAGAUCAUGAGGAACUCAGGUCGCAAUACUGCUUGGCUGAUAUCGUUUUGGAGAGAACGGAUAAAGCUGUUAAGAAACGUGCACACGACCCGUACGAUCCUUAUCAAUCCGCUCUCAACUUGCUGGAGCAUCAAUCGUACUUUCUGCGUCCACUAAACCGGCUCACAUGGGGGAUGUGUGUGCCUGAUAUAUGCCAAAAGGAAUCCGUGGCGCGUCUUAUGGGUAUUCUGCUGGCCCACAGCCAUCUGGGUGCAGCUGGAUUAAAGGCAAACGUAGCUGUCAACAGCUGUGAUAAGGCGAACGAGCCUGUGCAUUAUGAUGCUUUAUUUUAUGCUUUCUUUUUAGUUUUUGGUGCGCUAACAGUAAUCUCAGUGGUGUGCACCCUAUUAAACAAAAAAGAUUUAAAUAAAAGAAUUUUAAUAAUAACAAAAGCAUUUGAUCUAAAGGACAAUGCUUUGGAUCUAUUGAAAAUCAAAAAAGAAGGUAUUGAAGUAUUAUAUGGGAUACGAUUUUUCACAAUGGUCAUUAUCGUAAUUAAUCAUCAAUUUGGAAUCACGAAUGGUGGCCCAAUCAGCAACGGUUACAGAGUCGAUGAGGAUAUAGUUUCUUUUAUUGGAAUGUUUCUUCUACACGAUGACGUCAUGGUGGAUUCUUUCUUUUGGUUGUCUGGAUUUUUGACCGCCAACAUUAUAACAAAGGUGAAAGGAUCUCUUAAUCUACCAGUCUUUCUCUUGAGGAGAUAUGUCAGGUUAGCGGUAGCAUAUGCAGUGACUAUAUUCUACAUUUGUUCUGUUUACCCCUACUCCGGCUCCGGACCUCUGUGGAAGAAGGCAAUAAGUCAGGACACAGACCAAUGCCGGAAGAACUGGUGGGCUAGUCUACUCAUGAUUAGCAAUUACUUCGAUACUGAAAAUAUUUGUCUAGUAGUUAGCUGGUAUAUUCCGUGUGAUUUUCACUUUUUCGUGGUGACUCUGUUAGCCUAUUGGCUGUACAAAAACAACAAAUUGACAGGACAAAUAGCUGCAGUUUUGCUGUCGGUUGCAGCAAUUAUGUCACCUGGGAUUGUAAACUAUUUAUAUAAUCUGCCUCCUAUACAACUCUUCACGUUCGAUUUCAUAUCAAAUCCAAGAGGACAAAAGCAAUUUCAUCUUACAUACAUAAAGAGUCACACGAGAUUCGCUGCUUACCUCAUCGGGUUCUUUAGCGGCUACAUUUUUGUACGAUAUUACACAAUGAAAAACAAAAGAAUAUCGCAGAAAUGGUCGCUAAUAGGCAUGCUCACAGGAAUCACACUUAUGAUAGCAGUAUUAUUCUCCGGACCUCCAUACUUGUGGCGACAAUACACAGUGCUUGAGAGCGCAAUUUAUGCAGCAUUGAACCGACCAGUGUGGGCCUGUGGUAUUUCCUUUAUCGUCUUGAGUUGCGCGUUUGGAAAUGUUCUUAAUAGGAACACAAUUGUUGCGGGUGACAUAAAUGAACGUGACACAGAAUGGUCAGCGUUGUCUCGUCUCAGAGCAUUGAUAAAAAGCUUUUUUUGCUGGCACGCGUGGGUGCCUCUCAGCCGCUUGGCCUACGGACUGUAUUUGACUCACUCAUUAAUUAUUGCCAGAAAUGUUUAUGUCACCAGGAAUAUGCAACAUAAUGAUUAUGUGACUAUGUUAACAAUGAGUGGAGGGGUGGUGGUGGAAGGAUUAAUUGCCUCCUUCCUUAUAUGGAUUUUAGUUGAAGCACCGAUCAACAACCUUCUUGCUGUUUGUUUACUACCGAGGAGAGAACCCUCAACGACCGAAGAAAAAAACGAACAAAAUCAAGGCCAUCUCCAGGAUAAUCUACCGCCAGUUGUACAAAUCGAUUCAUCGAAAGUUUGAAAAUGCUAGGAGUUAAACUGAAUAAUAACCCCUCGGUAUUAUUCUUCCUGUCAUCUCAUGUUACUUCUCCUGUAUAAGACUGUUUUAUAAUUUUGUAAAGAGAAAGAAGUAUUUAGCAUAAAAAGUUUUCAGCUAUAGGUAUAGAAGUUUCAACUAUAAACGUCGUCGUAAGAGAGUAGAAUUAUAAACAUUUGAUUGCAACUUAAAAGAAAACCUACAGAUGUCCUUGAGACUUUGAUGUGCGUCAGUCGUACUUUUCACAGUAUAUUAUCGCCUUUUGGGGAAAACAUGUUUUACUUUAAAUCUACCUAUAACUAUCUUAAUGCCAAAUUUUAUCAAUACCGAUUAUUAAG
Messenger RNA from Zerene cesonia (dogface butterfly), 2654 nucleotides. RefSeq names its product nose resistant to fluoxetine protein 6-like. Gene Ontology annotation, molecular function: acyltransferase activity, transferring groups other than amino-acyl groups. Bases 25 to 2301 code for a protein of 758 amino acids. The transcript is spliced from 14 exons. Lineage: Eukaryota; Metazoa; Arthropoda; Insecta; Lepidoptera; Pieridae. The record is from RefSeq and is a predicted model, not a curated record.